Molecule: messenger RNA, 4167 nt
Organism: Carassius auratus (goldfish)
Lineage: Eukaryota; Metazoa; Chordata; Actinopteri; Cypriniformes; Cyprinidae
Product: condensin complex subunit 3-like
Exons: 23
Coding region: 109-3138 (1009 amino acids)
Biological process (GO): mitotic chromosome condensation
Cellular component (GO): condensin complex; cytoplasm; condensed chromosome
Source: RefSeq, a predicted model, not a curated record
AAGGAGGCGGUCCUACGAAACUCUCGCGAGAGGAUAGUUUGAAAAAGUGGCGCUUCAACGUCUUUCCAGACAGAAGUUUCAAAAGCGAUUUCUUGCAGUAACAUCAACAUGUCUGGAGACAGUGAUCUAGAGAUUGAAGAGGCUUUCCGGAGAGCACAGAAAGCUCAUAAUAACAAGGCCAAACUUGUUGCCAGUUUGAAGAACAGAUAUAAUAAGUUGGAAGAUAAGACUGAAUUCCACGAAGAGUUCAUCCGCUGCCUGAAGUAUGCCAUGAUCAUUUACACCCGAGAGCCGGCGGUGGAGAAUGUCAUUGAGUUUGUCACAAGGUUUGCUGCUAGUUUCGAAACUCCUGUUAAUGAGAACGCUGAAGAGGAGGAGGAGGAGGAGGGGGACGAAAAUGAGUUUUUGAACGUCCUGCUCAACUUCCUGUUAGAGUCUCAUGGUGCAAACAGCCACGCGGUGAGGUUUCGUUCUUGUCAGCUGGUGAAUAAGCUCCUUGGCAGUCUGAGUGAGAAUGCUCAGAUUGAUGAUGAUCUGUGGGAUAGGAUCCACGAGGCAAUGCUGAUCAGAGUCACAGACAAAUACCCUAAUGUCAGGAUUCAGGCAGCACUGGCGAUGUCCAGACUCCAGGACCCCAGCAACUUGGACUGUCCCACUAUUAAAGCUUAUAUGCUGCUUUUGGAAAAUGACUCAAACCCUGAAGUUAGGCGAGCUGUGCUGUCUUGCAUCGCUCCCUCGGCCACUACACUUUCUAAAAUCUACAAGCGCACCCGGGACGUCAAAGAGAAAGUCAGGAAACUUGCUUAUCAGGUGCUGGCAGAGAAAGUGCAUAUUCGAGCACUGAGCAUUGCUCAGAGAGUCAGUCUAUUGCAUGAAGGUCUCAGUGAUUCUGCAGACUCAGUGAAGGAGGUCGUCAAGACCCAUUUGCUGCCUGCUUGGCUUCGCAUGCAGCAGGGAGAUGUUUUGCAGUUGCUUCACAGAUUGGAUGUAGAGAAUUGUGCAGAAACUGCGAUGACUACUUUACAAGCCAUCUUCUCCAUGGCAUCAAGCCCCGAUGACCUCCUGCAGAACGGGGUCAGGCUGAAUGAGAGGAAACUAAUCCCCGUGGACUCCCUAACAUGUGAAAAUGUGUUGUACUGGAGAGCGUUGUGUGAGUUUGUCAAGAAUAAAGGAAACGAAGGUGAGGAAUUACUGGAGCAGUUACUCCCAGAGACGGCCAUCUUUGCUGAGUACCUGUACAGUUAUCUAAAGAGCAUCACUCAGCUGUCUGAGGAGCAGAGAGCAGAUAUGACACAGCUUGAGAUGGUGAUGACCCAAGAGUUCAUUGGACAGCAGCUGAUUCUUCUAGUCGGGUGUCUGGACACCUCUGAAGAAGGCGGCAGGAAGCGCAUGGUUGCAGUGCUGCAGGAAGUUCUUCUGAUGUCCAACACGCCCAGCUCUCUGAUUGGUCUGCUAGUGGAGAAACUGAUUGGAAUUCUACGAGACGACGCACAGAAAAUUCAGAUGAUCGCUGAAAUAAUAUCUGACGUGAGAGAGCCCAUUUUGCCCAUCUCUGAACCUGUGGAUGAGAAUGAGAAACGCAGAAAACAAGUCAAACUGGCUGAGGUUCGGGUGCAGAUAAUGGAGGCGAAGCAGACUCUAGAAGAAUGCAUCAGCUGUCAGGACUUCAGUCGCGCAGCUGAGCUGAAAGAAUCCAUCUCUGAGCUCGAGGAGCUGAAGAACCAGCUCGUCCUGGAGGCGUCACAGUCUGCUGACAACAUCAAGGAGCAGCGUGUGGAAAAGUUUCCACAAAAAUAUGAAGCAGCACAACUGAUAAUGAGCGAUCCAACCACCUUGCUGAAAUGUCUGACAAUGUGUGCCGAGCUGUUCAAGCAAAUGAACAUCAAGAGAGGAAUCUGCCCUACAAUGAAUGCUCUGAUUGAGUCACUGAUACUGCCAGGUGUGUCCAACCCUAACCCUGCUGUUCGCAACAUGGCUGUCACCUGUUUGGGAACCGCUGCCCUCCACAGUAAAGACCUUGCCAACACACACCUUGUGCUGCUCUUGCAGAUCACACAGCUAGACGAGCCUAAAAUCCGGAUCAGUGCUCUCCGUGCUCUCAUCGACCAGCUCCUGCUCAAUGGCCUCAACAUCCUGCAAGACAAGCCUGCUCCUGUCUCCCAAGACGACAGUAACGAGCAGCCUGAACAUCAAGCUGAGGAGGAGAGUACCAUUCAGAGCAUCCUGAAGAUGCUCUCAGACUUCCUUGAUAGUGAGAUCUGUGAGCUCCGCACAGAGACCGCAGAAGGUCUGGCAAAGUUGAUGUACUGUGGGAGAAUCCUGAGUCCAAAGCUGUUGUCCCGUCUGGUGCUGCUGUGGUACAAUCCUGUGACCGAGGAUGACCAAAGACUGCGCCACUGCCUGGGGGUGUUCUUACAGCUGUAUGCCCGCGCCAGCAGAACAAAUCAAGAAUGUGUGGAGGAGAGUUUUCUUCCAACCAUGAGAACUCUGUUUAAUGCUCCUGUGACAUCUCCGUUGUCUGAGGUAGACACAUCCAACGUAGCUGAACUGUUUGUUGAACUAACUCGACCCAGCACUCUUGUGAAGCCUGCAGCCGUACAGGCUGUGUCUGUGCAUGACUCUCUGGCAGUGCGUGUCUGUAAUGAAAUCUUGCGAGACAUUUCUGCUCCCGAGGUGCGUCUCUUCUGUAAAACUCUCAGCUGGCUGGAGAUUAACACUGAACCUGGACCAGCUAACAGUGAAUUGCAACUCCUGUUAAAAGACAUUUUACAGGAAGUAAAAGAUAAGCACUGUAUAAGGAUUAUUGAGAAGCUUUGUAACCAGCUAAAUGGAGAUCGUUGUUCCAAAUCAGCUGGUGCCCAGGACACAACUUUGCAGAACUUGGAUGACAACAAUGGAGAGGUGAACAAAGAUGAAACUAAAGCUAAACGUGCAAAAAGAGGCCAGAAAAAAGCUUCCACAGCAAAGAAUGGCAAGAAAGCCAGUAAAGCAGAGUUGUCCUCUGAGGAAAGUGAUGAAGAGAAUGUUCCUGAAGAGCCUUCAUCAGUAAGACCAAGUCGCCGUGCAAAGAUGGCUGCAAUAGAUAAAACAAAGCAGGAUCUGACUGCACUAAUGAACCAGGAGGCCAACGGUUCUUAAGAAGGUCCACUUUCGGAGCUAGUAUGCAUGUGAGCUUGUAUGACAAACUGUUCCCUUAUUUUUGCAAUUUUAAGAUUCUAGUAUGACCAGUUGGCUUAUGUCAAUAAUAGCUAAUAUUUGAAAGUUAGAAAAAAUACUAUGUGCAUUUUUCAGUCUAAAUAAAAGUUUAAAGCUGUAACACAGUUACUCUUAAAAAUGUCUGCAAGAGCUUUUAUUGUUCUAAUGAUUGAGACAGCUUCUUUGAAGGCAAGUAUAAAAACAGAAAAUACAACGUGUACAUAAUUUGUAUGUUUAUGUACAACAUAUAGCACCAGAUAACAAGGUUACAGUGGCCAAAACUUCAAAAUGGCAAGACAAUAUACAGAAGGCCUCCUGAUGAUUCUCAUAACAAGCUUCAUCUCCAGCAUUUGGUUGGCAUAGGUAUAAAGAUAUAAUGCACCAUUUUUGUCUGUACUUUUGCCACUUUAUGUUGGCACUGGGUAUGUAGAUGAUGUGGCUGAAUUUUUUUUUUUUUUAGCAGUUUCAGAACAAAUCCUCUAGCUGACAAGUACCCAUACACAAUGGUUUAAAUCUAAUAGAAUAAAAUAGGUGGGAAAUGAACAUACACUUUCUCAAAAAAGAUGCCUCUAAGGUGGUUCUUAACUUGUAUUGCACAGACGCAAGCCAGUCUUGUUACAGAGAACCUAAAUUAACUAAGAUGACAUGGACAGAGCCACAGAUUGGUAACACGCACAUCAGAUGGGAACUAGAGCUAACAUCACAGUAUUUAAAUAGAUAACUAAACAUGCAUGCUGUAGAACCAGUUUUAAUGUUUUUGGUAGGGGCUUAAAUGAAUGACAUGGUUUCAACAAUGGGUUAAUCAGUUUAGACCAUGCCUUGCCAGUAGAUUUCAGGAGGUAGGCGUCACAUACUGCAAUAUAUCAGAAAUUAAAGUUUGCACAACAAAAGUUCUUGUAUUGAAGAAACAAUAUGUGAAACAUUUGCCUCUUGAUCAUCUUAAAACAUUUUAAUAAAAAAAGAAAGAAAAUA